Messenger RNA from Sciurus carolinensis (gray squirrel), 4891 nucleotides. It is a transcript of the gene Mroh6, whose product is annotated as maestro heat like repeat family member 6. The coding region runs from base 1289 to 3421 and encodes 710 amino acids. Lineage: Eukaryota; Metazoa; Chordata; Mammalia; Rodentia; Sciuridae. The transcript has 14 exons. The record is from RefSeq and is a predicted model, not a curated record. Gene Ontology annotation, cellular component: cytoplasm.
UUGGUGUCUCCCUCAAAGUUGGGGGAGCUACCAUGAAAGAGCUCUCCUGCUCGAGGCAGUCGGGGAGGGAGUAGAGGGAUUUCAGACAAUCCAAGUGUGGUCCGGCUCCGACACCUGCUGAGGGCACUGCCCCUGGCUCAGAAGUGGUAGGGCCACCUCAAGCCUCCCAAGCCAGGGAGAGCCCAGGCAUUCCCCUGCCAUUGCUGCUACCAGCCCUGUGUGAUCCUUGCAUCUGUCACAGGCCAGCCAGGGUCUGACCUUGGGACCUCAGGUCCUGACUCAGCAGCUGGGAAGCGGGGAGGAGGAGAGGUGAAGCUGGGGCUCAGUGGGGGCUACCCUUGCCUCUGCUUAGCAGGUUGGUGACCUCAAAACUGUUUGGGAGGGUGCUCUAGGCUUGAUAGCAGGGCACGGGACCUGGGCCUCUCCCAUCCGGGCAGCUUGAGGUACACAGAGCAGUGAGGGAAUGGGGAGAACGCUCACCAUCUAGGGUUCUUCCGGGAGCACUGCCACCAGCCCAGCACUCUGCCAGACCAGCUUAUCCGGCUCCCCUGGCUCCAGGCUGGGCAGCACCCACGUGGUUGGGUAAGGGCAGCGGCCUUAUCAGACCAGUCCCGAGGAGCAUGAGCCUGGAGAGAAACAUGUCUCACACACAGGGCAGCACAAUACAGGCACCCAAAGGACAAAUGAACCCAGCCCUGUAGUCCUGGGGGCCAGCCCUGGGGAUCACUGUCUCAAAACAGGCCAGGACCCAGAAGGUCCUAUCCCAACAACGGUAGGCAAGAGGCUGCAACUUCUGCCUCCUCUACUCCACAGCCAGGAUCCCAAGCUCAGGCGGUGACAGUAUCUAUCAGUGCCUAUCCCCGGAUGUCUGACUAGAGUGGAAUGUAGGGGACCAGCCCAGCCCCGAACCUGCUGGGAACUCCUACGGGAUGUACACAGCUACCCUGUGUAUCCAGGCAAGAGGGGUUGGAAGUUGAGGUUAAGGGUCCUUCUCUCCUCUUUCUGGAUCCAUAGUCUCCCAGGGCCCUGGUGGGCAGAGCCAGAGCACAGACCCCAGGCUUCAGGCCGACUGCUCACCUCCAGCAGCCUGGCGAGCCCUGCCCAAGCCAGACAACUCCAUUCACCAGUCACCCCUAGCACAAGCUCAUUCAUGCACGCACGCACGCACGCACGCACGCACGCACGCACGCGUGGGCCCGCCCGGCGCCUGCUUCUAGGUCAGGCUUGGGCAGGAUUUCCUGGGAGGAGCAGUGGCAGGUGCGGCUAGUCGGGUACUACAACUGGGGGCAUGUGGGGACUUGGCCGGGGGCCCCCUACGGGGGCCCUAACCCUGACAGCUCUAGCUGAAGGAAUCCGGUCCAGUCAGGGGCCGCCCCUAGGACCCUCUUCCACGGGUCCUCAGUCUGAGGCCCAGGAGCCAGGAGCUGAGACGGAGCUACAGGCCCAGAUACUCACUGACCCUGAAGCCGAACCUGGAGACGGGACCACUGACGCCACAGCUAGCAGUGGGCCCCGCCCUCCGCACAGGGCCCCGCAGCCCGCCCCAGAGGGGCCCCGCCAGAGUUCCUGGGAGGAGGGGGCCCUCUCUGACCUCGCGCUCUACACGGCUGCCUGCUUGGAGGAGGCUGGCUUUGCAGGGACCCAGGCAACAGCGGUCACCCUGUCGUCAGCCCUGGAGGCCCACGGGGCACGGCUAGAAGACCAGGUGCAUACCCUGGUGCGUGGGCUGCUGGCACAGGUGCCCAGCUUGGCUGAGGGGAGGCCCCGGCGGGCGGCCCUGCGGGUGCUGAGUGCACUGGCCCUGGAGCACGCACAGGAUGUGGUGUGGGCACUGCUGCCGCGGUCGCUGCCCCCAGAUGGGGCAGCGGCAGAACUGUGGCGCAGCCUAAGCCGGAACCAGCGCGUGAAUGGACAGGUGCUGGUGCAACUGCUGUGGGCGCUGAAAGGAGCAGCAGGAACGGAGGCUGAGGCGCUGGCGGCCACACGGGCUCUCGGUGAGAUGCUGGCGGUGUCGGGCUGCGUGGGAGCCACGCGGGGAUUUUACCCGCACCUGCUGCUGGCGCUGGUCACGCAGUUACAUGAGCUGGCUCGUGGGGUGCACUCUCCUGACAGCCCUAAGGCUUGGGCCCCAUCCCACCGAGGGCCACCACACAGCCAUGCCAGCUGCACGGUGGAGGCCUUGAAGGCCCUGCUCACUGGGGAUGGUGGCCGCAUGGUGGUGACAUGCAUGGAGCAGGCUGGAGGCUGGAGGAGACUGGUAGGAGCCCACACACACCUGGAGGGUGUCCUACUGCUGGCCAGUGCCAUGGUGGCACACGCCGACCACCACCUGCGAGGCCUCUUCGCAGAUUUGCUUCCCCGGCUACGCAGUGCCAACACCCCGCAGCGCCUCACCGCUAUGGCCUUUUUCACCGGGCUGUUGCAAAGCCGGCCCACCGCGCAGCUACUGCGGGAGGAGGUCAUCCUAGAGCGGCUUCGAACGUGGCAGGGCGACUCCGAGCCCACUGUGCGUUGGCUGGGCCUGCUAGGCCUCGGCCACCUUGCACUGAAUCAAGGGAAGGUGCGGCACGUGGGCACGCUGCUGCCGGCACUCUUGGGCGCCCUGGGCGAGGGCGACGCGCGGCUCGUGGGUGCAGCGCUGGGUGCACUGCGCGGGCUGCUGCUGCAACGGCGAGCUCCUGUUAGGCUGCUGAGCCGCGAGCUCCGGCCACGCCUCCCGCCCCUGCUGGACGAUGCCCGGGACUCAGUCCGCGCCUCGGCAGUAGGGCUCCUGGGGACUUUGGUACGACGGGGCCGAAGUGGGCUCCGGGUGGGGCUCCGCGGUCCCCUGCGGAAGCUCAUACUACAGAGUCUCGUGCCGCUGUUGUUACGCCUUCAUGACCCCAGUCGGGACACUGCUGAGAGCUCGGAGUGGACCCUGGCCCGCUGUGAUCAGGCUCUUCGCUGGGGCCUGCUGGAGGAGAUGGUCACUGUGGCCCACUAUGACAGUCCUGAAGCUCUAAGCCGUGUCUGCCAACGCCUGGUUCAGCGAUACCCCAACCACAUGCCCCGCUUCCUGAGCCAGACCCAGGGCUACCUGCGGAGCCCGCAGGACCCACUGCGCUGGGCGGCCACUGUGCUCAUAGGCUUCCUGAUCUAUCACGUGAGUCCCAAGGGUGUCAACCAGGAGCUGCUGGAGUCCCUGUUCCAGGACCUAGGGCAACUGCAGAGCGACCCUGAGCCAGCGGUGGCCGCGGCGGCGCACGUGUCUGCCCAGCAGGUGGCGCUGCUGACCCUUGCACAGGGCCGACGGCGCGGUCCCCGCCUCCUGCGCCUCCCUCGGCGUCCCGCCCGCUCUGUUCGGCCCGCACCUCUUUACACAGACAGCCCGUUCCAGCGCAGGAGCCUCGCCGGCCGCUGGGGCUGCUCGGGAACCCACUGAAAGUGGCCUUGUGCCCAGCGUCAGACCCCGGACUAGGGUCUGAGGACCAGUGUCUGACUCUGGCACAGACCCACACAAUCGUCAGUCCCCAUGAUGGCAGAUCUACAAAAGAGGCCCCUCCCAAGGGGUGUCCAGGGCCUGAAGCUGGAUGCCAUGCUCCUUGCCCUGGGAUCUCUCUCUAGAGAUCCACCACGUGAUAGAGAAAGACAGCUGGCACCGUUUCACGCUGAGCCCCUCCUCUCUUGCACCCCUGGGUCCAUCUGUCCCUGCCAGACCUCCUGCUUUCUAGGCCCCUGGAGUGUGCCCUCUUCUAACUUGGGCCUGGCAACUGACCUGGAGAGCACCUAGCCUCUUAAGUGGGGUCUGCACCGCACACAGGAAACCAUGCCUCUACAGGCUCUCCUGUCCCCUUCCUGGCCCCCUGCCUCCUUCUGCCUGCCACAGCAGACCACCCUGCUAGGCCUGCCAACAGCUGGCACCCCCUUUCCUUAUCCUGUCCCCUGUUCCUUACUGCUUUGCUAGUUUAUGUCCUCUCUGCUCAAGAGGCAUUGAGCUGCCCUCCUACCCACACCUGCUGUCCUCUCUGCACUGGCUAUCCAUCCCUGCCCCACCUGACCAUGGGCUUCUCUAGAAGGUUCCCCUAAGGACCCUUCCUGAGGACAGCACAGGCUGGGAUUACCCUUAUGGGCCGAGGUGUGGCUCAGGCACCCAUGCCACCAAACAGGGUGAAUGUGGGUUGUGUGACUGGACAGACAGGAGAGGCCCUUCCAGAGGCCAUCAGAGCUGUAACCUCUGGGCACUUGUCUGAGCGGGUUCCUCCACCUAGAAUACCGGCCUUAAAAUGUGCUCUUGCCCUUUGAGGCCUCUGUAAAGCUCCCUCCUUGGGGCCUCACACUGCAGGUGCCGUCCCUCAGGGACAGGGAUGGGUCCUGCCCUCCCCGCCCCUCACAUCACACCACCUGCAGGACAGUGUUCACAAUAAACGUACACAGCGUGCAGGGGCUGGAUCUGUCUGAGAAUGCCAGUGUGACAAGCCAGGGGGACAGGGGAGAGGAGUGCAGCCAGACGAGGCACUCCACUGUGACCCAACCCACUGAAGCCUGGCGGAGCUGUUGGGACUGGCCUCAGGCUCUCUUGGUAGGGGAAUCUCGGCAUCCUAGGGUGAGGCCAAGGGCACAAGUCUUUGUGGAGCCAGGGGCCAGGAUCAGCGCAUCAAUUUGGCUCUUCUACAGCAGAUGCCAAAAAGGAUUGAACAAAUAAGAAACAUAUCAAGGAAAUGCCAGAGAGGCCAAGAGGCUGCCAGAUCCUAGUGACAGAGAGGGAGGAGGAGGGGGAGCUUGUGUGGAAGCACUGUGGACUUCCAUUCUGGCCAGCCACGUGCAGAGCUGAGUAUCAGAACAUAACCCAAAUACCCAAAUGGAUCUCCUCAGAACAGCCGCCCCCCCCAAAAAAAAAAAACAAAAAACAAAA